Molecule: messenger RNA, 1341 nt
Organism: Aethina tumida (small hive beetle)
Lineage: Eukaryota; Metazoa; Arthropoda; Insecta; Coleoptera; Nitidulidae
Exons: 4
Coding region: 16-1251 (411 amino acids)
Source: RefSeq, a predicted model, not a curated record
ACUCUGUGGUUAACAAUGAAGUGCUUAGUCGUAUUAACUUUGCUGGCCGUGAGCCGUGCAACCAGCACCGGUGACAAGAGCAUCCAAAUAAACGAAAAUGGUAUUGUGAUCGACGGCGCAAACGGCAGAAGAAUCGAGAUCACCCGCCCCACAGGAUGGCCUGGCCAAAAGAACAUAGAUAUUACGGUAAACGGACCCGGCGGCACCAUCAAGAGGAUCAGGUUUAACGAUCAGAACGAAGUUGUGGACCAGGAUCCACGAAGCUAUGUCGAGUAUGGAGAGGACUUCACAAGGUCCAAGAGAUCCAAGACAGAGCUCAGAAAGCCUAGCCAAGGGGAAGUGCUUCAGGAUAUUCUCAGGUCGUAUCAAGGAGUUGUUGAUUCGGCGAGUUACGAAAAAUUACUUAAAAGGCUGGAGAAAUCCGUGCAAAAGGGCGAAAUAAGUACCGAUGUUUACCAACUCUUCAGAGAUUUUGAGCAGAUUAGUCAAGACCCACGUACGAAAUUGUACGACGUUGGAUAUUAUCCUGGCCAAAACUACUACGGGGGAGAGGGACAAGACUAUAGAGGCUACAACUACGUUUACGGACAACAAGGAUUGAGACCAGACUCGUGGACGCAGCUUCAACAACAAAUUCAACAGGAAAUCCAAAAAAGGCAGGCUCUCCAGACGUUGCAAACAAAAUACGGACAACAAUAUGGCAGACAACCAAUCGGUCAGUACCAAGGUAGGGUACCAUUGUACCAAAACAGGUAUCAAUAUCCAGUGUAUCAGCAGUUCUACGGACAACAAUAUGAUAGCCAACCAGAAUAUCAGAGAGGGUUUGAACGAGUGGGCCUCAGUCAAGGAAGACUGCCUUAUUACCAAGACAGAUUUGUGUACCCCGAAUAUCGCCAGUACUACGAAAGAAUUCCUUACGGGCUAAGAUGGACCUUGUUCGGCAGAAGACCGUAUGUGGGUCAAAAUUACGGAGAGCAAAGAGAGGUAGAAGGUGUCAGAGAUGUUUAUGACAACGACUAUGACAGAGAACAAGGAUACGGUUUCAGAGGUACUCAAUAUAGGGACUACAAAGAAGAGGGAAGAUCUCUUUAUCCAACAUGGAGAGACUAUUUGUUAGGUGGUAAUGAGGGAACCCAACAAUAUGCCCAACGUUAUGUGGGAGUUUACCCAUAUCUGUAUGGAAAAUACUAUCAAAGAGAAUACCCUCAAGGUUUUGGAUACAGACAAGGCUUCGAAAACUUGGUUUACUAAAACAGCUAAUUAACCGGAUAUGCUAAGAAAUAUUAUUGUAAUAUUACGUAUUUUUGUAUUAUGGUGUAAUAAAAUGAAUUGAUCUUGAAA